AUGACGAAUAAACCAGUAGAAGGACUCUUAAAGGAGCUAGACUCACUGGCGCUCAUUCCGUCCCACAGGAUUAUAGUCGGCGUCGACUAUGGCACUACGUUCACUGGAGCCAGCUACGUCAGUACUAAAAAUGGCAAUGACCUGAACGACAUUGUCAUCAUAAGCAGCUGGCCUGGUCCCGCGAGAGACGUGGACACGGUUGUCAAAGCUCCAUCACGGAUUGCUUACACCGCAGACAACCCGAGUGUUCAAACCCGACGCUGGGGUUACCAAGUCCAACCAGGGAUGACCGCGUACUCUUGGACUAAACUUCUCCUCGAUCAAGACAUCCCGCUGACUAAAUACGACGACGCUACUUUAGAGGAUGCAUCUAACUCUGGAAUCCUAAAGCUUCCGGAAGGAAAGACUGCUGUGGAGGUGGUUGCGGAUUACCUGUCCGAGGUGUACCAUCAUAUUCUAAGAACAAUUGCCAAGCAAAUCACGGAAGAGACACUCAGCAUAACACCGUUGGAAUUCUGGUUCACCGUACCAGCCAUAUGGUCUGAUCAGGCACAAUCCGCAACACGCAGGGCUGCCCAGAUGGCCGGGUUUGGGAGCCGGCCCUGUGACAAUAUCUUCAUGAUUAGCGAACCCGAGGCAGCGGCUAUUGCGGCCUUAAGAAAGUACACGACUCACUCAAUGGCUGGCUCGAUCAGGCACAGCCUGGAGAUGGUGUCCUCAGAACUCACGUCGCAGGAUAUCACGACCUAUCUGGUGGAAACGGUUAAGCCAGAGCUGACCUUUGGGGAGUUGUGUACAGGGAUUGGUGGAAAAUGCGGUUCCACUGCUGUAGACCGCAACCUUUAUCAGCUCAUGUCAGAAAGAUUUGGAGAUGCAUUUGAUAGCCUUCCAAUGAAGUCAAAAGGCCCGGGGAGCAGAUUCAUGAAGGCAUUCGAAAGCAUCAAGAGGGACUUUGGCUAUUCCGAUGAGGAAAACGUGUUUGAAUUGCCGCUGAACAUGAAGCUAACAGAUGCGAACCCGGAAUACUUCAACGAUGAUGAGCGUCUAGUGCUCUUGAGCAGCGCGGAUCUUCAGAAGAUCUUCCGUCCUGUCGUCCAGCAAAUCCUCAAGCUGGUGCGCCAGCAGAUCAAAGCCGCAACGGCUGAGGCUGGCAAGAACGUUAUCAAUAGGAUUAUUCUUGCGGGUGGUUUCGGUGAUUCAGAGUACCUCCGGCGCGCCUUAAAGAGAUCAUUUUGGUCAACCGACAACAUCACGAUAACAGUUCCAGACAAUCCGCAAGCUGCCAUCGUCCAGGGUGCUGCCCUUCGUGGUCUUGAAGGUCUCCGGUCCAGCACCAAAAGAUGUCGGCGAAACUAUGGGUGGUCAUGGAAUGUUCCAUUCCGUGAAGGCAAAGAUAACGACACAAACGCAUGCUAUGACAGAUUUACUGGAAAGAAAAUGGCCACAGGGGUGAUGAAAUGGAUGAUUACCAAGGGAGAGAGAUACACCGAAGACCAUGUCUGCACAGCCUCCCUCUUUCGGGCCCAUUUGGAGGGGGAAACGCUGAAAGCAAAUCUCAUGCUCUACUCGAGCGAUCUUGACCAUGCUCCGGAGAGAGUCGAACAUCCUGGGAUUCGCAGCGUUGGCAAUAUAUGCGUAGACUUCACUGAGCUCGAUCUCUCCACAUUUGAACGGAAGAGUCUCCUGGGUACACCGCUCUACAAGCUUCAAUAUGAUGUGAAGGUCGUCUUCGGUGCUCAAGAGGGGGUUUUGAAAUUUGAAGCUGUCUCGCAGGGCAAGGUGGUGGGCAAAACAAGCAUCAAUUUUUAUAGCCCUGGGUUCUAUGAAUGA
Molecule: messenger RNA, 1830 nt
Organism: Aspergillus pseudoviridinutans
Lineage: Eukaryota; Fungi; Ascomycota; Eurotiomycetes; Eurotiales; Aspergillaceae
Product: Hsp70 family protein
Exons: 10
Coding region: 1-1830 (609 amino acids)
Molecular function (GO): ATP binding; ATP-dependent protein folding chaperone
Source: RefSeq, a predicted model, not a curated record